UGGGCUUCCAUACUUGAGCACCGCACGAAUGCAACUGCAGAGAGACUCUGAAUCCAUGAAGAUUUACAUCGCCCAUUACUGUGAAGUAGCCAAUCAUCUAGCGAUUUACUGGGAUCCCGGGACGGGUGAGCCAAUCAGCUCACUUUUCACAAAAGCGCAUUUGCUUCAACUUCCUAGCGGGAAGAAGCUAUUCGAGGUUGUCCCCAGGCAGCAGGAAUUGGAGUAGAAGGCGAAGGAUGAGGCUGUCCCGUGCAGAGUAUAAAGAAAUAGCGAGGUGGACUGAACAGCUGAGACCUACUCGGCAAUGUAUGAAGAUGCUGAAAGACAGAUAUCCUCAUCACUCGCAGUCCACUCUUCUGAGCAUCUUCUCCCUGGAGUACCAGAAACGAACUAAACGAACAAUGUCAAGACAUCAUGUGCCAGAUGUUAUGGAACGAUACUAUCAAAGGUAUCUGAGUGAAUCCAAGGUUCGCCCCACUGCUCCUGUCCUGCUGGAGUUGGCAAAUGAGGUGGAUCUGUCUCCUGCUCUGAUGGCUCGUAUUAUCCUGGAUCGGUUCCUUAUGGACAUGGACGGUGGAAUGCCUUCCAAAACCAUCUUAAACAGCAUGCUGAAGGAACCGUCACUCAUCCAGGACCACAUUCUGGCAAAUAACAUCUACCAAUGCACAAUAAAUGACUGCUGUUAUGGACCGCUGGUAGACUGCAUCAAACACGCUGUCGGCCAGGAGCACGAGGUGCUACUCCGUGACAAGCUGAUGGAGAGAAACCUUUCUUUCCUGGAUGAAAACCAGCUGAGAACUAUGGGCUACGACAAAACACCGGAUAUCAUCUUAGAGGUUCCUGUAGCUGUGGAAGGCCACAUCAUACACUGGAUUGAGAGCAAAGCAUCUUUCGGAGACGAUCACAGCCAUCGAACAUACCUCAAUGAGCAGUUCUGGAGCUACUGGAACAGGUUUGGCCCAGGCCUCGUGAUCUACUGGUAUGGUUUCAUAGAAGAGCUGGACUGCCAGAGGGACAGAGGUAUCCUACUUAAAGACUGUUUCCCUACAGACAUCAUUACACUCUGUCACGCCACCCAGCUGGAGCAAAUGUCUGAAAGCCAGAAGGAGGACAAAGAGUGAGAGAAGUUCAGAAGCGGGGAUGAAAAAAAUACAACUAAAAAAUCCCCCAAAAAUGAAGACGUCCCGCUGGAAGGAACAAAAGACGUGGAGCAGCGAGGUGGUGGGAAGAACAGGAACACUGAACUAUGCAGGGCAAGAUUCCUACUGUAGAUCCGGAAGCAAUUAGGCUUUCCUGCAGCGUGAUGCAGCUGGCAAGAAUCUGCCCUGAACUCCACCUGACCCCCUUUCUCCAUCUGUAUCUGUCUUUCUUCCUCCCAUUCAUUGCGCCAACCUCGUGCAGACACACAACAGCGUUCUGGAUAUCUGACGGUGGCCACAGCCCGAUUCGGCUCGCGGUCAACACCUGGCCCUUGGAUGGCCUCUCGCAGUGGAUAGCCAGGGCCGAGGCAGGACACAAGACCCUCUCUUAUCGCACCCCAAGCCCUGGCCUUUGUCACUCCUUCCGCCUCUGUUCCACCGGGCAGAUAAGAGCGGUGCGGUCUGGGGGCUGGGUGGGCGCCUGUCUCUCACCUGCGUCACUCGGUGCCCUCUCAGUCACUCUGCAGGGGGUUAAACGGGAUCAUUUCUGAUUAGGGUUGCCCUCACAAUGACCCUUGAUACAGGUUUAUUUCUGUACAUUGUUUUAAAACUUUUCUAUGUACAGUUGGCAACUAUUUGGUUAAUAAUCGAAUUGCUGCAGCUAAUUAUACUGUCGUGCAACUGAAGAUACUUUUGCAAAGUGAUUUGCACUACGGCUUCUAGUCAUUUUAAUUUGAUUGCAACUCAAAAAUAAUAGAAUUGUAUGUAGUGUUUGAGAUACUGAUGAUUUUACGUAAAAACAAAUUGAAUAAACAUUUUUUUCAUUAUUCAAA
This is a messenger RNA of Poecilia reticulata (guppy), 1972 nucleotides long. RefSeq names its product CDAN1 interacting nuclease 1 (gene cdin1). The record is from RefSeq and is a predicted model, not a curated record. Lineage: Eukaryota; Metazoa; Chordata; Actinopteri; Cyprinodontiformes; Poeciliidae. Gene Ontology annotation, biological process: erythrocyte differentiation. Gene Ontology annotation, cellular component: cytoplasm; nucleus.